AUGGCACCUAAAUCAUCAUCAACGGUCACGAGCUCCAAACCCGACGUGGAGAAUAGCCAGGGCCCAUCUACUAGAAUCACACGCAGCAGUUCCAAGCUGCCAAAGAACGUUCUCGGUCGGGGUGCCUCCGCAUUCCCAACUCCAGCAGACACUACCCGGCAAUCCACUGCCCAGCCGCGGUCCACACGCAGUAAAAAGCGUACUAUAUCUGAUUCUCAAGAAGAUGUUAAUCCGGGUGCCAUGGUCGACUUCGUGCCGGUCACGAAGAAGACUCGCACUGUUGAACCUCUGGCGCCCCCACGCAUGAAGAAGGCUGCCAUAGGAGUGAAAAGGAACAACACCAAGAUUGCCAACGCAGAAGAAUCAAAUCAAGAGACGACUCAAGAUCUGACCGCGAAAGCUGCUUCCGAAAACCACGGCAAAUCCCGCGCAACACCGUCGUUAUCAUCACUUAAACGCAAGGCGUCUGCUGACAUUCCCAUUCAGUCAAUCGAGGCAUCAGCAUCUGGCUCUGCUGCUACGAGGCGUUCGACUCGUUCCUCGAAGCGUGUCAAAACGGAAACUGUCGCUGCUACUAUUAUCACCACUGCUGCUACAGAUCCGCACAAGGCGAAGGCGAUUCUAAAGGCUGCUCCAAAGGCUAUCAAGAGCACGAGCAAGAGCAAGAGCAAGGCUAAGGUGGAAGAGGAGAUUGACUUUAACAUGGAGCACGUAGCUACACGCUUUCCACCGCAACCUGUCAUAAAUGUCACCCACGUUCGUACUCAAGCAUUCCAGACAAUGCUCGAAUACGAGUACCGCAAGAAUCGUGAUCAUUCUGGCCAUCGUAGCAAUGUCACUCUCAUGGAGGCUCUCGUGCGCAAAAGCAAGGCUGCUUUUGCUCCUGACGUCUAUUUGCCACCACCACCAGUGAGAGAGCCGCCUCGUCUGUUGCCGCCUGCGCCAGCACCAGAAGAGCUCAAAAAGUCGACUCUGAAACCAAUUUCUGGCGCGAUUACAACUCUAACCGCAGUUGAUCAAUCAAAUAUUCUUGAGAGCAGUCGUCGAACUCGCAAUCCUAAGCAGGUGGUGAACAAGCUCUCAUCUUCUACAACACAGCAUGCCGCUAAUUCAGUUGCCAACGAAGUAGUGGGUCCAUCCUCAGCCACACGCACUGGUGGUCAGCAGCCGACCAAAAAACAGCGAAAGCGCAAAGAGCGUGCUGCAGCUGCCACUACGCAAACGAAUAAUGUCGAGGAAGAAGAACCUGAGGAGCCAUGGCCCGCACACCCUCCUCUCUGCUCACGUACACCGAGUCCGUAUCCGGGGGAGGAGCGGGAGCCCAAACCUGAGCAAGACGAAGACCCAGAUGAUCUUUAUGCUCCGAGUAUAUUGACAACAAUCCCUGGGCCAGAUGGGAACCGCUACAGGGAGUUCAGGAGGACAAACCCAGAGACGGAGAAGGAGGAGGUAUAUUGGAUCCGAGUACCAGAGAGGAAGUAGAUUCGGCGAUAUAGGGUAUUAUGGCGAGGCCUAGAACUAAGUGACAGGCGCUAUGUGGUAAUGAUCAUGGUUGGACGUGCUUUUUCUAGGGGUAAGGAGUCAAGGUUAAGAAGCUGAACAUGCGUUGUCGAUUAUGAUUAUUGACGCCAUCCGUAACAGCUUAUACACCCUCGUAAAAUGAUCAUUGGGGGACUGUGGAUCUGAAAAUCUGGGCCACAGGCUGACGGACAGCAUGAUGCGCCUAUCGACAUGAGUUUCGAUGCCGUCUACUGAGAAAAUAUAAAAUCGGAAAGGUGGUGGGCUGUACCAAUUAUAUGUAACCCUAGCAGGGAGCUGGAACAAACAGACGCAUAAAUGUA
Messenger RNA from Verruconis gallopava, 1841 nucleotides. RefSeq lists its product as uncharacterized. The transcript has a single exon. NCBI's taxonomy places the organism in Eukaryota, Fungi, Ascomycota, Dothideomycetes, Venturiales, Sympoventuriaceae. Bases 1 to 1482 code for a protein of 493 amino acids. The record is from RefSeq and is a predicted model, not a curated record.